AUGAGGCCAAAAGAGAGCGCGUUCAAAUUAACAAAAAGGGGAGGGACACGCCUCUUCCACGAUAACAGCGAUGUGAGCAACUUUUACGGAAUUAAAGAAACCGGAUUCAGCAGCAGCCGACCGCCCCCGUACUUACUCCAGUUUGACAAGUGCAAUGAUGUCAUAGCGUAUACAAGCGAAAUAGAUAAUGAGUCUUUGAAGCAAAUAAAAAACCUAGCCAUGUUGGACAUUAUAAAAGGACAUGUGACAAUCCUCCCAGAUGUACACCUAGGAAAAGGAAUAAUAAUCGGUUCUGUAUUUUUAACGAAGCAUUUUAUCAUCCCCAAUGGGGUCGGAGUUGACAUAGGAUGUGGCGUACUCUGUGUUAAAAUUAACAAGUUAAAAAAAAAAAACCUCCAUGAGGAUGUCAUAAAUAAUAUAUACAAGAAGAUAAAGCGGAACGUCCCCUUAAGUUUCGAUUAUCAUGAGAAGGAAGUGUUCGAUGCGAAAAAUGUGUUAGACGGAUUGGUGGCCAAAUACGCCAGCAGCAACAUGACUCAUCAUAUAAUGAACCCUAAGCAUUUGAAGCAAAUGGGGACGCUAGGCGGGGGGAACCACUUCAUCGAAAUUGCAUAUGACGCAUUGGAGGAUGGUAAAGAGGAACCGCUAAAUGGUGAUCUAUCAGGAGAGACCCACCAAAAUGACACCACCAGCAGCAACCGAUACGAACAAGAACAUUCCCCAGACGCUGAUGUUUACAUUUUAAUACACUCUGGAAGUAGAAACAUCGGCAAAAGGACGGCUGAAUUUUAUGACGAGUUGGCUAGCCAAGAAAGCAAAGUAAAAAGAAACGACCUAGCCUAUCUAGACUUGAGAAAAAAACAGGGACAAAAUUAUCUGAAGGAUAUGCAAUUAUGUCAAGAAUAUGCAAAAUAUAAUAGAAUUUACAUGAUGAAAAUUAUCGAAAAAAUUAUUAAGGAAGAAGUUAACUGCACACUGGAUUGGCAAAAUGCCAUAAAUAUUCAUCACAAUUUCUGUAGCCAUGAAUUGGUUACCUAUCUCCACGAUGGGGAAGUAAAAAAGGAAUACAUGUAUGUUACAAGGAAAGGCGCAACCUCUUCCAUGAAAAAUCAAUUGGGCAUUAUCCCGGGAAAUAUGAAGGUCGGUUCUUAUAUCGUCCGAGGAAAGGGCAGCAAGUUAUCCUACAAUUCCUGCUCGCACGGUUGUGGCAGAGUGCUAAGCAGAACGCAUGCAAAGAAAAUAAUUAAUCAAACCGAUUUUGUGAACAUCAUGAAGGGCGUACGAUGUGACACCAAUGCCAAAAUACGUGAUGAGGCUCCUCAGGCGUAUAAAAAUUUGAGCCAGGUUUUGCGAAACCAAGAUUCGCUUAUACAUGUCGUUCGGCGGCUUCUCCCCCUGAUUAACGUCAAGGGGGGGUAG
This is a messenger RNA of Plasmodium coatneyi, 1419 nucleotides long. RefSeq lists its product as uncharacterized. The transcript has a single exon. The coding region runs from base 1 to 1419 and encodes 472 amino acids. Gene Ontology annotation, molecular function: DNA ligase activity; manganese ion binding; RNA ligase activity. The record is from RefSeq and is a predicted model, not a curated record. NCBI's taxonomy places the organism in Eukaryota, Apicomplexa, Aconoidasida, Haemosporida, Plasmodiidae. Gene Ontology annotation, biological process: DNA repair; RNA processing; RNA repair.